GACUAAAAUCUGUUGUCCUAAAUGGCUGUCAGGUCACUGAUGACCCACUGAUGAAGCUCAUCAUGAGACACAAAGAAAGUCUGUGCAGACUGGAGGUGUUUGGCUGUCAGUUCCUCUCUCCAUCUUGUCUGCAGACAGUAUAUGAGAUGUGUCCCGGCCUCCAGCAUCUAAACAUUGGACAGGUACCAAAAGUUAACGCACACAGUCUCACAGUGAUGACAUCACGGCUCAAAUGUCUCAUUGUGCUAAAUCUCACUGGACUACAGGCAGUUACUGAUGCCAUAGUGGACACUCUGCUUCAGAACUGUGUUGAAAUUCAGAGUUUGACUUUGAGCUGCUGUCCAGGAGUCACUGACCUCACACUGCACAGCAUCAGCAAAUACACACCUUGUAUCAGAUCUCUGGAUGUGAGUGGCUGUAAGGCGGUAACAGAUGCAGGAGUUCAGUCUCUGGCUCUGGGAUGCAGAAGGCUUCAGCAGCUCAAUCUCAGCUCCACUGGCACAGGAAACAGAGGGGUUACUCUACUGGCAAAUUACUGCAGCGGGCGCCUCCAUACUGUCAAACUCAGUUUCUGCCACAUCACCUCAGAGAGUAUACUGAAGCUCUGCAGACGCUGCAAGAGGCUGAAGGUGCUCCAUCUCUACGGCUGUGCUCAUCUCCCUGCUGAGAGAGAGAUCAGAGAAGUUAACACUACUGUUAAAGUUUACCCUGUGACGUGACUCACACACAAACAUCUGCACACAAAUGGACAGAUAUGCACAAUGUAUCAAAGACCAAAACUUGAAUGAGUAUUGGGAGAUAUC
This is a messenger RNA of Epinephelus fuscoguttatus (brown-marbled grouper), 803 nucleotides long. RefSeq lists its product as uncharacterized. The transcript has 7 exons. Gene Ontology annotation, molecular function: protein binding. NCBI's taxonomy places the organism in Eukaryota, Metazoa, Chordata, Actinopteri, Perciformes, Serranidae. The record is from RefSeq and is a predicted model, not a curated record. The coding region runs from base 51 to 719 and encodes 222 amino acids. Gene Ontology annotation, cellular component: SCF ubiquitin ligase complex. Gene Ontology annotation, biological process: SCF-dependent proteasomal ubiquitin-dependent protein catabolic process.